UAGUCUUUCUCUUUUCUCCGUUAUAUAUAGAUUAAGUUUAUUCUUCAUUUGUAUUUCUGAACCACGAUAGAUAGAGCGAUGGCCUCAUCUACAACUCACAGCCUAAACAUAAACACCCCGAGAAAAAACCUUUUUGCCGUCCACUUCCUUCGUUCUCUCUCAAAGCUCAAAAGACAAAAAUCCUUCAUCGGUCCGAAGAAAACAACCGAGCGAGUGAGGAAGAUCAAGACUGCUGCUUACAUCUCCAUGGCCAGAGCCGCCGGAGGGACUAGCCAGACAUGGAGCAGAGCCAUUUUGUGGAGGCUCCAUCGUCGAGCCCAAGCCAGCAAAAUCGGUGGAUACUACACAAAACCAAAGAAGAGAUCAUCAGGUGCUGACGUCACCAGAGGAAGGAUAUGGCGUCGCCGUUCGAGGAGAUACGAGACGACGGAUGCGGAUAGGCUGAGAACAGUCGUACCGGGUGGUGGAGAUAUGGAGACGUUAAAACUGAUGGUGGAGACGGCUCAUUACAUCAAGUGUCUUAGCAUGCAAGUAAACGUCAUGCAAAGCAUCGUUGAUGUCCUAUCCGCAUGAUGAUAUAUAUAAUUAAUUAUUCAUCAUCCUUAAUGAAUCAUGAUAUGCUCAUAGAUUACAUUUGAACAAUUGGAGUGUGGGUACAUAUAUAUAUAGUUGUAUAAGCAAUUGUUGAUCUUUGGGUGAAUUUAUCAUAAUUAAUCUUCUUAACU
Camelina sativa (false flax) is the source of this 725-nucleotide messenger RNA. Lineage: Eukaryota; Viridiplantae; Streptophyta; Magnoliopsida; Brassicales; Brassicaceae. The record is from RefSeq and is a predicted model, not a curated record.